Messenger RNA from Brassica oleracea var. oleracea, 1216 nucleotides. Its product is annotated as probable WRKY transcription factor 13. The transcript has 3 exons. Bases 124 to 990 code for a protein of 288 amino acids. The record is from RefSeq and is a predicted model, not a curated record. NCBI's taxonomy places the organism in Eukaryota, Viridiplantae, Streptophyta, Magnoliopsida, Brassicales, Brassicaceae. Gene Ontology annotation, biological process: regulation of DNA-templated transcription. Gene Ontology annotation, molecular function: DNA-binding transcription factor activity; sequence-specific DNA binding.
AUUGCCUCAACCCAAAAUCAAACCAAUAUCCACCAAAAACAAAAUUCCCUCUCCUCUCCUCUCUUGCACACGCAGACACACAGUCUCGUCUCCUUCGAGCUUCUGCGUGAAAGAAAGAGAAAGAUGGGUACGAUAAACCAAGCAAUAAGCUUGUUUGAUGAACCACAAAACAUUAUAAACCCUAAUAAUACUAACCAUCUAGGGCUUUUAUUCUCUUUCCCUAAUCAAACACUAUCUUCAUCAUCUUCUUCGUCUUCAUCUUCUCCAUUUCUAAGUCAUCACUCCUUAAACUCCUUCCUUCACAAUAAUUCCUCUUCCUUUGUUAUUAAUCCUCAAGAUCCAAUCAAUGUCAUGGCGAAUCUUCCGGAAACCCUAAUCUCGAUCUCUUCUUUAUCUUCACCAAAGCAAAGGGAUGUUCAUGAUGGUAUUGUUAAUACUGAUCAUCAUUGUCUUACCAGUGGUAUAUCAUCUCAAAGACCCUCUUUAAAUCCAUGGGCAUGGAGUAGUCAAGCAGGAUACCACGGAUACAGCAAGAAAAACAACCAUGUAACUGAGAUUGAUAAUGAUGUUGGUGAAGGUGGCGGUAUUAAUGAUCAUCAACAUCAUGAAACUCCUCCUCGUCAUAAGCAUACCACGAAGCCGUUAGGAGUAGUGCCUACCCUGAAGAUGAAGAAGCUUAAGACAAGAAGAAAAGUGAGGGAGCCUUGGUUUUGCUUCAAGACACUGAGCGAUGUUGACGUGUUAGAUGAUGGAUAUAGAUGGAGAAAAUAUGGCCAGAAAGUUGUCAAGAACACUCAACAUCCCAGGAGCUAUUACAGAUGCACACAAGAAAAGUGUAGGGUGAAGAAGAGAGUGGAGAGAUUAGCAGAUGAUCCAAGAAUGGUAAUCACUACUUACGAAGGAAGACAUCUUCACUCUCCUUCAAAUCAUCUCGACAACGACUCUCUCUCCUCCUCUCACCACUCUCCUCUCUCCAACUUCUUCUGGUGAUAUUCUGAUUUUUUUUUUAAUCUAGAACGAAUCAAUCAGUUGAUCCCAAAAAAAAAAAACGAAUCAAUCUUACGUCGAACUAAUCAUCGAUAUAAUUAAUCAAUAUCUGCAUAAAACUAAGAAAGGGGAAAUAACAAUGUACAUGUUAUCCCUAAGAAAUAGGUACGAUGAUGUUAUUUAAAAACAUGUGUAAUGUGUUUGUGUGGUGGUUUAGGUUUGUGUUUUG